Messenger RNA from Corythoichthys intestinalis (scribbled pipefish), 3112 nucleotides. RefSeq names its product hyaluronidase-5-like. Gene Ontology annotation, molecular function: hyalurononglucosaminidase activity. Gene Ontology annotation, cellular component: acrosomal vesicle. Bases 558 to 1997 code for a protein of 479 amino acids. NCBI's taxonomy places the organism in Eukaryota, Metazoa, Chordata, Actinopteri, Syngnathiformes, Syngnathidae. The record is from RefSeq and is a predicted model, not a curated record. The transcript has 6 exons. Gene Ontology annotation, biological process: carbohydrate metabolic process; hyaluronan catabolic process.
UGCAGACGCGUACACACACGGAGGCAAGGAAACAAAAGUCAUGAAAAGCAAUGACGUGCAGUUAUGAGAGCAUGAGUAGGAUAGAAAAUGUACUGAUAUUUUUUAUGAUGAUGUCACAUGGCUUGAUUAGUCCAGUGUUUGAAGUCUUUGUAAUACUAUUUAUGUCUCGCAAACCUUGAGAUGAAAAAGCUUGACAGCCUUUAAAUUAUCUGAGACACUGCUCAGAUGGUUGGACAACAGUUGAGACUGCCAGAGCGGCGGUAAAAAGAAGACCUGUUCGUAGUACUUCCUGUUCCUUAGCAGCAUUGACCAAACUUUCCCAACAUUCCUGACGUGUCCGGACAAACGUGUUGAUGGGUCCACACAUCUUCUGUCCUGUGCCAGCUCAUCUUUUCAACAUCCUCCGCCCUUAGAGCACGAGGAAGGCGUGAGCUCGUCUCGUUUUUUGAGAACAUCAAGGACCUAACGUCAAACAAACCAGGAACUUUCUUGGCGCAGGUGUUCACUGAGGACUUCCAGGCCCCUGAGAUUCUCAGCAGACAAAAAGCAGCUUGACAAUGCAGCAAAAUGUGGCCUGUCUGGUUGCAAUUUUAUUUUUCCUGGGCUCGUCUCGGGCUUCCUUUUGGACAUCUCCGCCCAUCAAGACCAACCACCCGUUCCUGUUCAUGUGGAACGCACCCACCGAGUUAUGCGAGACUCACUUCGGCUUACCACUUGACCUGUCGCACUUCCACCUGGUGAGCAGCACACUCAAGUCGGCCACCAACCAGAGCAUCUCAAUCUUCUACACCGACCGCUUUGGGAUUGUCCCACAUGUGGACGAAGACACUGGCGAGUUUGUGGACGAUGGCCUGCCCCAGCUGGUGGACCUCAAGGAGCACCGCGAGCUGGCUGAGGACGAUAUUGAGUUCUACAUCCCAGAUGACAAUCCGGGUCUGGCCGUGCUGGAUUUGGAGGAGUGGCGCCCGCAGUGGAUUCGCAACUGGGGCAGCAAAGAUAUCUACAGGCAAAUCUCCAUCGACAGAGUUAAGGCCAGGAACAGCAGUUUGUCCGAUGAACAGGCAGAGGAACGGGCCAAGAUGCUGUUCGAGCGUGCUGCCAAGCGCUACUUUUUGCGCUCGCUGCUUAUUGGGAAGCGCUUGAGGCCUAAACGGCUGUGGGGUUACUACCUCUACCCCGAUUGUUACAACUACGACUACAACCAGGACAUGGUGGACUUCAGCGGCGAGUGUCCAGAAAUUGAGAAGGAGCGCAACGAUGAGCUGUUGUGGCUCUGGAGAGAGUCCACUGCCCUCUACCCAUCCAUCUAUCUGGAGGUGGCACUGCAAGACUCUGCUCAAGCGCGACGCUUCGUGCGCCAUCGCCUGGUAGAAGCAGCCAGGGUGUCGGCGCUUGCAAAUGACUCGUACUCAAUUCCUGUCUACGCCUAUAUUCGCCCUGUCUACAAGGACAAGACUGAUAAAUACUUGUCAGAGAUGGACCUGGUGAACACCAUUGGAGAGGCGGCUGCUCUAGGCGCUGCCGGCGUCGUUUCCUGGGGAGAUAUGGCCGUCACUGAAAGCGAGGACUCAUGCUUUGAUGCUCGUCGCCACUUGGAGAACGUGAUGAACCCGUAUAUCCUCAACGUCUCCACCGCGACCAGGCUGUGUAGUGAAGCACUAUGCCAGAGUCGCGGCCGCUGCGUACGCAAGCGCUGGGACGAGGACGUCUACCUCCAUCUGGACGGGCGCCGCUACCGCAUCGAGCAACGCCACCAACUUGGCCCGCUAACGGUGAGCGGCGGCGGUCUGUCCCAAGAUGACGUGCACUGGUUCAGUCGUCAUUUUGAUUGCAUGUGCUACAACGAGUUGCCAUGUCAAUCAGCCAAGACUCUUAAUACCAUCCAAGACAGCCCCUUCUCUGCAAGGAGUCACUCCUGUUCGUGUGUCCAAUCCGUGGGAGUGCACUUCCUCCUGAUGGUCACUGCUACGGUUUGGCUCCAAGACCUGAUUGGUUGAUGCUUUUUCCUGCAUAUUUGUAAAUUCACUUGAUCUCGUCUUUCUUGCUUCUAUGAAUAAGAUAGGGUUCUGCAACGUUGCUGCUAUUUUACUGUUUAACCAUUUGCCUACUUUGUUAUUUUGAAGCAUAUUUAAAAAAUAUUUAUUAGCGGAUCUGAGCACAUCUGUUUUGUUUGUAGCUUGAAUGCUUUUAAGAAUUGUGCCUGUAUUUUCUGUCGUACGUUGGGAGAACAAAUGUAUGAACAGCAACGUUCCUCCUGGAAUAAUAAAAGUCCUAUCAAAGUCUUUUAUAAUAUGCAAAUUAUUUUACCUUUUUUAUAAAAACUGAACACCAAUUGGCUUUUCUAACAUCUUGAAGGGAAUAGUAUCUUCUCAUAUCUACCGUUUGUAUUACUUUAACACACCCAAUAUAAAAUAAAUAGCAUUUAAAUCAUAGUUCACCUCAGCAAUGGCGGAUGUGGUACUUGUGGUGGUUUUGUUCAGAUUAGUCCUUUUAUAAGACUGACAUUUUGUGCUCAUUUGGCUUUUACUGCAAAAACAGAGGCAUGAGUAUUUAGAAUCCUGCAUUUAAAAUGAUUUCGACUAAACAAGCAGAAUAUAUUUGAUAUUAUGAACAGCUGGGCUUGAAAUGAUUAAGAAUUUGCAGCACCAAGACAACUGGCAGAUAAGAGCAGAAUAGAUACAGGACACCUUCUGACCACAGAAGCCCAACAUGCAUGUUGUGCAGCUGACUGACCAAGAUUAACGCUGACAAGCAGGCGAUGGGCACGGCUGCACCCAAAACCAGCUCUUCUGGACAGUCCAGAACAAAUGGAAGAUCUGAUAUGGAGGAACCCGCGACCAAGAUUUGAACACUCACCCCCUGACAACAGUAAUGCCUGUAUUAUCCUGUCCCAACACAAUAAUCCUAAACAACUCCUAAACACGCCCUUCUUCCAGGCCACAGCCCGCCUCACCAGACCCUUUAAAAGACAAUGUUUAAAUAAUCGCUGUCAUUUUUCUCUGGAAUCUUUUGUUGACUUGUGAUAUAGUGACCCUGGAUCCAGUUUGCCUUCUCAUCUGGGUCUCUCUGUGCUGUAUGAUUGCUGCCGACUUGGAAUAAAUUGUCAACGUGU